Peniophora sp. CBMAI 1063 is the source of this 2832-nucleotide messenger RNA. Lineage: Eukaryota; Fungi; Basidiomycota; Agaricomycetes; Russulales; Peniophoraceae. The record is from the annotation of a GenBank genome assembly.
AUGGCUCGUACCCACAAGCAAGAUAUGCAAGGCACUCGUCCAAGUAUACCUGUCGCCACCGACGGUCCAUCCACCAACCAGGACAACUCUAGCACGUAUCCUGUGCCCGGCUCUACGACUGUCGAACACACUAUCAAGCGCGACCAAUCCAGAAAGAGGUCGGCGCGCGGCUCGAGACCCACUUCUGUCCGUGACGCCCCCAAGGUUUCUAAGCCUUGCAUCCCCCACGAUUCAUUGCCAUCCAAUACCGUCGUCUCAGGAUCGUCAUCUGCGCUUCUUGACGACCCUCUGUACAAGACACCGGACAAGGCACAGAAGAAGGAGACCUCCAGCCCUCCCACGUCUUUCUUCACACCGGCCACCGGCGUCCAGCCUGACCCUCACUACACGCUUGCUGAGGAUAAGGAGUGGACAAGGGAAGAUGCUUUCGAGGCUAAUAGGCAACGGGCAGAAGGGCAUAUCAUUAUGGGGAUCUCGGUGGAGGAUUUCAUGGACAAAUGCAUGGGUGGAUAUUCGAAGGAUGACCAUUCGCCUGAGGCGCUCGAGGAGCUUUCUAAAGACUUGUUCACCAAAGAGAAGGUCCCAGCAGCCCAUGGAGAAUCACAAUUCUACGAAGCCAUUGUCAAGAGCGGCAUCUUGAAGGCACUCGUGGGACAGGGUCUCAUCCCGAAGGACACGCACGUCAUUCGAGGCGCAGAUGUCAACAAUCUGAAGAAGAAGUACUCGCCGGACUUUACAGCAUUGCGCAAGGACGUUCCGCUCGAGAAGGCCUGCCUCGAGCGAGCGCGAAGUAUCCUGAAAGGGGCGGAAGGAUACGGCGACCAGAAAUCCGAGGAAGAGGAUCCCAUAAAAGAUACGGACAAGGGUCGAUGGUCAUUUGGGCAGCUCAUAACCUACGCGGAGGUUAUGACCUCGAAUGCGCACCGCACACAUAUCUUUAGUUUCGUACUCCUUCCUGAAGAUGCCCGCUUGAUCCGUUUCGAUCGGAGUGGGAUCAUCAUCAGCGAGCGCUUCCCCUGGCGCAUCAGCGGACAUCUCCUCGCAUUUCUCUCACGUCUGGCCCAGAUGACGCCCGCAGAGCGCGGAUGGGACACUUCUGUUUCGUUAAUCUCUCCGACUGAUCCUCGGGUGGAACGGGCGAGGGAGUGGCUCAGGCGACCCGAAACCAUUCUAGGUGGUGCCCUGCCUAGCGAUAUGUCCGUCGAGGACAUCUUUCCCGACCAUGUUGAGGGGUUCGGAGAUCUUUCCAUGUUUCAUGUAUAUGAUGAAGCCAGCCACACGAUGCACCGCGUCCUGGCCCAGCGUCCUUUCGAGUACGACUCACUUGGUUAUAUCGGGCAAGGGUCCCGAUUGUGGGUGGGCGUCGAUCUACAAGAGAAACGCGCCGUACUUCUGAAGGACUACUGGAGGGAUAGCCGUCCGGGAAUACCUUCCGAGAGUGAUAUUCACCGCCGUUUUCGCACCGUCGAUCCGCCCGUCCAACACACACUCGAGUUUGCUUACGGUGGGGAUGCGGUGGUUGAUGGAGAGGCGUUAUGGGAGAAGUUUCCUGCGGGAUCAAAAGUCAAGAUUGACGCUGAAGAUUUGGAAUUCCAAACCACCUGGUCGCAUGAAUUCUGUGAGCGGCACCAGUAUCCACGUCUGCAAUCCGUCCGUUGCAGCAAGCCAGAGGCCUCUAUCGAGAUCGUGCCUCGAACCCACCACUUCGCCGUGUUCAAUACGCUCGUCAGGAGAUUGUGUACGUUCAAGAGUACGAAGGAGCUUGUCGGCGUUUUGCACGAUGUUACCGAAGCUCUGCAACAAGCCCACAACGUGAACAUCCUUCAUCGCAAUAUCACAACCUCGAGUGUAGGAAUCGAUAGUGAAGGCCACGGUAGACUCAUGAACUGGGACUCCACAGGCGAAGUCACCCGAAGCGUGCAGCUCGCGAGGAGGAAAUCUCGAAUGGUGUCUUUACACACUGUCUCUGUUGAUCACUUGCGGGAUCCUCAUAAACGAGACCACCUUUUACGAGAUGACCUCGAGUCCAUCGUAUACCUAAUGUUUCUUCUUGUCCUGCGCUUUCGUCCUCCGGCACCAGGUUCCCCGGCAAACUCCCGUGGCGACAUACUGUCAGGACUGCGCACCGUCUUUGAGAAUUGCUUUACCACCGAGAAUGGCGAAAUCAGAGGCGGCCUGGACAAGAAGGCGUUUCUCACGGGAGGCAGCUCUCUCAACGAUACCCAGCUUAUGGAUGUUGUGCAACCUGUUGCGCUCUGGACCCUGAUGCGCGGCUGUCGGCGCUUGUUCCAACACGUGUACACAGACGAGCCUCGCCUAUUUGCCGGAGCCGACGAAGAAGAAGAGGCAGGUUUUGCCUCUGCCGUUGAGCAGUGGAAGGCACUGCGCGACGCGGCGCAGAAGAACCUCUCUUCGGCUCGACCUUUUCUCAACUAUUUCCGGAAGGCACUUGACACACCCGGCUGGCCUUCUUCAGAUGGCGCUAUAGACCAAUACCCCCCUUCGUCACGACCGGCGCUCAAUAAUCGGGCAUUCACAGGCAACCGUGCCUCCUCGCGUCAGUCCUCUCUUAGGUCCGGGAUGAAACGCAGUCUGGCAAGUUAUGGUACCGGCACUGGCAAUCUACCCCCUUUACCCAGUGCGAAACGGCUCAAGUCGUCGGUCACACACAAAGCGUCCAGGUCUUACGUGUCCGAUGAAGGAGAACCAUGGGAUGACGACUUGAUGGAAGACGUCUUCACUGUUCAGGGCCACCGGGGGGGGGACAAGUCUCGCCCACAAGCUCCAGCAGGCGUGACGGAGGAGACCAUUUUCCUAGGUUUUGCGCACUGA